Messenger RNA from Orbicella faveolata, 1994 nucleotides. Its product is annotated as eukaryotic translation initiation factor 2D-like. Gene Ontology annotation, molecular function: RNA binding; translation initiation factor activity. Gene Ontology annotation, biological process: translational initiation; formation of translation preinitiation complex. Lineage: Eukaryota; Metazoa; Cnidaria; Anthozoa; Scleractinia; Merulinidae. The record is from RefSeq and is a predicted model, not a curated record.
CGUGUCGCUCCAGACUACGCGCGAAAAACAACAUGGCGGAAUUUUGCUGUGCUAAACAUUUUUUUACAAUUCUAGAAUAUCAACGUUGGAUUUCAUGUUGGUUUUAAGCGUUAACUGGUCAAAGAAUAUUAGCAAUGUUCAUUAAAGCUUUCCGAGUGAAAUCCAACACUGCAAUUCGAGGAUCUGAUCGAAGAAAGCUGAGAUCAGAUGUAAGCCAUGCUUUCCCUCGGUUAUCACAAGAGGAACUUACUGAGAUCAUCCCAAACAAAGAAGAGAUGUCUGUGAUGCGUAUAAUGACUCAUUCUGGACAGAAUGUUACAGUCUUUUGUCUCAAUGGAGAACCAAUAUUCUUUGAUGUAGAGAAGAAGGUGAUACCCACAGUUUACACGCUGUGGAAAUUCCCAGACAUGUUACUGAGCUUCACAACAUGGCCUCUUGUACUUGACAAACUAAAAGGAGGAGCAGACUUGAUGCUUCCUGGUGUCAUCUUACCGUCAGAUGGUUUGCCAGGAUUAGGACACUUUGAGAAGGGUACACUAUGCAGUGUUUGUCUCAAAGGAAACAAAGCCCCCGUGGCAGUUGGAACAACCUUAGUCUCCAGCAGAGACCUGUUAGAGGAUGGUUUGCGUGGCAAAGGAGUCAUGAUUUUCCAUGUCUACCUGGAUCUUUUAUGGGCACAAGGGAGCAAGACUCAGUUACCUCAAUUAGAUAUUUUACAAGACAAGGUUACAACUGAUGAGAUGAGUGACUGUAUGCAAGAAUUGUCAGUUGAUGAAACAGAAAAGGUUGACCAUGAGGUAUUACAAGCAGAGACUACAUGUACAGAUAGAUUUGUAGUACAGGAAGAUGCUGACAAUGAAGAUGAAAGUUGUCUUGAGCAAAGUCAUGAAAUAAAUGGCAUGUCUUCAAGUGCUGCAAGUGCCAAAGAUGAGGAACAGUCAGAAGAAGAAACCCUGUCACUUGAUCCAGAAGACAGCACAAAAUCACAGGACACACUUUUAGAGAACAUGGAUGAUCUUCUAGAGUACUGCUUCUUUUGUGCCCUGUUGAGGAUGAAGAAAGUAGAAUUACCAGUGUUGACUAGCACAUUUUCUAGAAGUUACCUUUUGCCAUCUUGUCCGGAGGGAAAGUCAGUAGAUAUCAAGAAAUCCUCGCAUAAAAAGUUGUCCAAAUUUCUUCAGUUUAUGCAAGAACGAGGUUUGAUCUCAGUACAAGAGGCAUCUAAAGGAGUUGAUCAUAUUACUGCAAUAACUUGGCAUCACCCAGAAUUAAAAGAUUUUAAAGCAAGGAAGCCAGUUGUUGAAAGUGGUGCGGAGGUUGCGGACAGUUCGUCCCCUUGUGCUACUCAGCCCCCGCGUAUAGAAGAACUCUUUUCUGUAUCAGCGGCUGUAUUACCGAUAUUUUCAGAAUUUGGAUUCAGUAAAAAUGCAGUGUUGAGCCCUUCUGAUGUUCGGUCGACCAUUACAAAGUAUGUGAAAUCACACGAUCUGAUGUCAAGUGAAAACAAAAGGAUGGUUGUGUUAGACCCCAGUCUUACCAAAAUACUAGUCAACAAGAAUGAGGAUCUUGAACUUUUGCCAUGGGAUCAACUCUUCGAAAGAGUGAUGUCAAAAAUGAAUAAAUGUCACCAAAUUACGUGUCAAGGACAGGAGCCAAUUUUUAGAAAAGGAAAGAUAGAGGCCAUUGAAAUCAAAGUGGAACAACGGAUGGGUAACAAAAAGGUCACAUUGAUCCGCAACCUUGAAUCCUACGGCAUUGAUCCGCAAGAAUUUGCUCACAAUAUUCAGAUCAAAGCUGCGACUAGCACAUCAGUUACUCAGCUUCCAGGGAAACAUACUGCACCUGGAAUGCAAGUGUUAGUUCAAGGAAACCAAGUAGCUAUUGUAGCCAAGUUUCNACUGCGGCGUCUGCGUAUGACGGCUUAUGCUUAUGCUUACUCACAAGUGAAAAGCAAGCUUUAUUCUCAGUAUUGUACUAUCUGCCGAGAGAAAUGA